Molecule: messenger RNA, 3225 nt
Organism: Pseudopipra pipra
Lineage: Eukaryota; Metazoa; Chordata; Aves; Passeriformes; Pipridae
Gene: CNGB3
Product: cyclic nucleotide gated channel subunit beta 3
Exons: 18
Coding region: 1-2355 (784 amino acids)
Biological process (GO): monoatomic cation transmembrane transport
Cellular component (GO): photoreceptor outer segment; plasma membrane; intracellular cyclic nucleotide activated cation channel complex
Molecular function (GO): intracellularly cGMP-activated cation channel activity; cGMP binding; protein-containing complex binding
Source: RefSeq, a predicted model, not a curated record
AUGUUUAGAAAACUAAGAUCAAUUUUUUCUAGGCCAAAAUUAGCACCUGAGAUAACAGAUCGCAAGAAUGAAGAUACACCUCCACCACCUAAGGCAUCAACAGGCCAGGAUGAAAACAAAACAACAGAUGAAACACAGAAAGCAGAGGCCAAUAAUAAAGCAGAACCAGUACCAAACCAACAAGAUACAGGAUCAGCAAAAGCACCUGAGCCUUCAAAAACUGAAAACUCAACUGAACCAGCUAAGGCAACUCAACAGGAAGAGCAUCAACUGAAAGAUGGGAAAGAAGAUGAUAACACACAGAAGCCAACAGCUUCAGGUUUCCAAAGAAAUGAGUAUGCUGAGGCCCAGCUUCAAGAGAUUAUCAAAAAAAUGCGGGAAAGAUCAAAUAUCUAUAAGGAAAAGCUGAAUGACCCAGUGCUGUCUUCACCUGAAGGCAGUCCUACAGCUUAUCCUAUGUGUCUAGCACCAAAGAAACCACCCCCACCGAAAGAAGAAAAAAAAGAAGAAAAAAAAGAAGAAAAGAAAGAGGAGGCAGAAGCAAAGCCAGAAGAGGAUCAUUACUGCGAUAUGUUGUGCUGUAAAUUCAAAAAACCCCCGCUGAAAAAAUACAUGGAACAUCUGCAGCUACCAGAGACCAUAGACUCAUACACAGAUCGCCGUUAUGUAGGAUGGCUCAUGCUUGUGACAAUUGCCUAUAACUGGAAUUGCUGGUUUAUUCCCCUUCGUUAUGUGUUCCCAUAUCAAACCCCAAGUAACACAAUAUAUUGGUUUGCCAUUGAUGUCAUUUGUGAUAUUUGCUACCUCUGUGACUUACUGAUUUUCCAGCCCCGAGUGCGAUUUAUAAGAGGGGGAGACAUAAUAAUAGACAAAGUGGAAACGAAAAAAUUCUACCACAGCACUGUGAAAUUUCGGCUUGAUGUGAUAUCAGUAUUGCCAUUUGACAUUUUAUACUUCUUCUUUGGAUUUAAUCCAGCACUUAGAGUAAACAGGAUGCUAAAGCAUAACACAUUCUUUGAGUUUAAUGAUCGUUUGGAAGCUAUUAUGGAAAAAGCAUACAUCUACAGGGUCAUUCGAACAACUGGAUACUUGCUCUUUAUCUUACACAUUAAUGCAUGCCUGUAUUAUUGGGCUUCAGACUAUGAAGGACUUGGCAGCACUAGAUGGGUGUACGAUGGUGAAGGAAACAUGUAUCUGAGGUGUUACUACUGGGCGGUUCGCAGUUUAAUCACCAUCGGUGGCCUUGCAGAACCACAAACGCUGUUUGAGAUAGUUUUUCAACUGCUGAAUUAUUUCAUGGGUGUCUUUGUCUUCUCCAGCUUAAUUGGUCAGAUGAGAGAUGUAAUUGGAGCAGCAACAGCAGGACAGAACUACUUUCGUUCCUGUGUGGAUAACACUGUCUCCUAUAUGAACACUUAUUCUAUUCCAAGAUUGGUCCAAAAUCGUGUUCGAACUUGGUAUGAAUACACAUGGGACUCUCAGGGAAUGCUGGAUGAAUCAGAAUUACUGGAGCAGAUGCCAACAAGAAUGCAAUUAGCCAUCGCAAUUGAUGUGAACUUUGCCAUUGUCAAUAAAGUGGACUUAUUCAAAGGCUGUGAUACCCAGAUGAUAUAUGACAUGCUGCUAAGGUUGAAAUCCAUUGUGUAUUUACCUGGUGACUUUGUCUGCAAAAAGGGAGAGAUUGGCAGAGAGAUGUACAUCAUCAAACAGGGUGAAGUUCAAGUCCUUGGAGGUCCUGAUGGUACAAAAGUCCUGGUUACACUAAGAGCAGGAGCUGUAUUUGGGGAGAUCAGCCUACUAGCUGCAGGUGGAGGAAAUCGAAGGACUGCCAACGUGGUGGCUCAUGGUUUUGCGAACCUUUUCAUUUUGGACAAGAAAACACUAAAUGAAAUCUUGAGGCACUACCCUGACUCAGAAAAGCUUCUCAUGAAGAAAGCAAAGGUGCUGCUGAAACAGAAGGGGAAACCUCCUCCAGGACCACCAGUACAACAACCACGAGGCUUGGCCAGUCUCUUCGGGCAGAAACAGGAAACUCCAAAAUUGUUUAAAGCGAUGCUUGGAGCCAGAGGAAAAGAUGGCCUUGCUAAGCUGCUGCAGCUGAAGAGACAACAAGACGCUGAGGAAGCUAAAGCUGAAACAGAGACUAAGCCUAAAGAAGAGGAGAAGAUGCCUGAGAAGCCCGCAGCCUCCUCUGCACCCCCUGCUCCAAAGAGCGAGCCAAAGGCAGAUGCUAAGCCUGCAGUUAUGCAGAGAGUAACCAGUAAGGAGUCUCUGAUCAUUAGUAUGUCACCAUCCCCCAGAGCAGGAGAAGGAGAGAUCCUUAAAGUUGAAAUUAAAGAGUCACAAAAGAAAUAGAUGAUGUUUUGGGCUCUGGCCCCAUCUAUUGUCUUGCUGAAUUCAAGCUUCUGAAUUCAGGGCUGGUGUGACUUUGCUAUUGGGUACAGAAGAUAAAAGUAGAGACUACUACUUCAGCUUCUCUUCUUUCCCUCCUCUCCUGGCACAAUGGGACAAAUAAUUUACAUUCUUAACCUUGAGCCUGAAGAGAGAACUGGUGUCCUAGGAAUUAAAGCUUAGAUUGCAUUUCAGGACCACUUGUUUCUUGUUUGAUCCAUGCUCUCCCUUUUCUCUUCCUCCAUCUUGUUUCUGCUUCUUCUCUUCCCUCUCCUGUUUAUCCUUGCAUUCUUAUUGCUGUUCCUGUUGCUCAAUUUGCUCUUAACUGUUGCAUGUACUCUUUUCUAUUUUUUCCUCUGGUUUCCCACAGUUAUCCUUUUCCUUGCUACUGCCCUACUGUUGCUGAGGGUCCUUAUGUUUUUCUCUACCCUUCUCUCUCCUACCCUUAUACUUCUAAUAAGUGACCUGGUUUUGUGACCAGCGUGGCUCAGAGCAGACAGCUGUGGUGCUGUGUGUUGGGAUGUUUUAGCCUGGGACAGGGGACAAUGUAACAAAACCAUUGUCAAAAAACAAAAUCACAAAAUCCACAAGGGGGAAGCAGAUUGCAGAAUUAUUGCCAGUCCUCUGAAAGCAUAAACAUCUGCUCCAGUUGUCUUUGGCAAGUAAACAUGGGAAAGACUUAGAUAGUCCACCCCACUGGGCUGUUGAUCUACACGCUUGAUCUUCUCAAGGGGUUGGGCCUGCUCUCUGAAGAGUAAGCAGUUGAUACAGCUAACAAGCUGAAGAACUUUGAUAUCUAAACUAGCCACUUCAAAAAUAAAGGCUAUUUUAUAA